AUUCCUUCGAACGUGUAUACGAUUACGUGAUAGGUAUCCGUAUAUGUAAAAAAUAGAAUACGGAAACUAUCAAAUAUAGAUACGCGUGUAUACAUACACGUUAUCAUUCCCCUUCGAUGUUGAAUAUACCUUUCCCGCGUCAACUUUUACUACACGCUAAGCGUCUUAUCCACGGUUCCUUUCCCUUUUUGCUUUUAGUGAAGAGCACGUGUAAGCACUGCUAUAAAAUGAAUUCGCAGGGACGGCAUCGAUUCAGUCGAUCGCAACAUAUCAUAGGAAUAUUAUUUAAGUAUUAUUAAGUAUAUCUGCUACCAUUUUUGUUGAUACAACAAUCGUCAUCUUCUUCUUGAUUAGACUCGUCUGGAUUAGAUUUUUUUUCUGGAUUAACGGUAUUGAACGUGAUAAUAAAAUAAGAACGUAAUUCGAUCUUCGAGAAUAUAAUUUUUGUGUACUUUUUAUUCCAACGGUUAAACGUCGAAGAAUAUUUUCAUUCGCAUAAUGCUAUCUACCUGCAAAAUAUGUUGUGGAAGAAUACCGCAACGAUGGAUAUUUGCGAUAAUGGGAUUUUUAGCAUUAUUCAAUGCUUACGCUAUGCGUGUUUGUUUAUCGAUUACAAUUACUGAAAUGGUAAUCCCAAUGAAAAAUGCGACGCAUAACGAUCAAUAUACUUGUCGGAUAAAUACUACGGAAAAUGGAAUGGACGAUAACGAUCUAAAGCCAUCGAACGCGAAAAAGUACGAUUGGGACGAGAUGAUGCAGGGUAUUAUUUUAUCGUCGUUUUACGUGGGUUAUGUGAUAACACAUUUACCCGGUGGAAUGUUAUCGGAGAAGUUUGGUGGAAAAUAUUCUCUCGGUUUGGGUAUUUUGGCGACGGGAAUUUUCACAUUAAUUACACCGAUUACCGUAGAAAUUGGAGAAGCAACAGGUUUGAUCAUUGUACGCCUAUUAAUGGGUCUUUGUGAAGGAACGACAUUUCCGGCGUUAAAUGCAAUGCUCGCACAAUGGACACCACCGGAGGAAAGAUCUAUGAUCGGUUCAUUGGUAUUUGCUGGUGCUCAACUUGGCACGGUAUUUGCAAAUUCUUUGUCCGGUGUUAUUCUUCGAUAUUCGAUAAUAGGAUGGCCAGCUGUAUUUUACGUAUUCGGUAGUAUCGGAAUUCUUUGGUUUUUAUUAUGGUUAGUGAUAUGUUAUAAUAAUCCGGAUACGCAUCCAUUUAUUUCCGAAAGAGAACGAAUCUUUUUACAAGAAAGAAUGCGAGCGCAUACGCAUAAAAAACCACCAUCGGUGCCUUGGAAACAUCUUCUUAAAUCUACACCGCUUUGGGCAUUGAUAGCAGCACAAGUUGGUCAUGAUUGGGGUUUUUUCACUUUAGUCAACGAUCUUCCGAAAUACAUGAGCAACGUGCUCAAAUAUUCGAUCGAUCACAACGGAUUUCUUUCCGCUUUACCAUACUUAACUAUGUGGAUUUGCAGUACGAUAACAUCCUGUCUAGCUGAUUGGAUGAUCACAAAUGGCUUGAUGUCACGUACAAAUGUACGCAAACUAGGUACUACGAUUGCCUCGCUCGGACCAGGAGCAUUCAUUCUCGGUGCGUCUUAUGCCGAAUGUGAUAAGACAACUGUUGUUGUUAUGUUCACCCUCGGUACAACGUUAAUGGGAACAUUUUAUCCAGGAAUGAAGGUAAAUGCUCUAGAUCUUAGUCCAAAUUAUUCCGGUACUUUAAUGGCUCUGGUAAAUGGAAUAGGCGCUUUUACCGGUAUUUUAACACCGUAUAUUGUUAGCAUAUUGACUCCUAAUCAAGCUCUUCACGAAUGGAGACUUGUAUUUUGGAUUGUUUUCGGCGUUUUUGUUUUAACCAAUAUAAUUUUUGUUCUGUAUGCAAGCGGAGAAGUCGAAUAUUGGAAUGAUCCUGAAUUCGUUAGAACCGAAAAAGAAAGGAUACAAAAGAAAGUUAUAGAUGAAAAAAUGGAAAAAAUUCAGAAACCUCUUUCCUGAAUAGCACAAUUAGAAAUAUUUUUGUUUGAUAAAUUUCUCAUAAUUUCAUGUAACGAUCAAUGUGCAUUGAUUUUUACAAUUUAAACUAUAUAUAUUGUGAUAUCAUACGUAUUAAUACGUGUAAAUAAUACGUGUCCGUAUUAAGUUGAUAUUCUUAACUAUCUAUCUUAUUACAGACUUACUCGUUACAUUUUUUAUUAAAGCGAAAUAAGUUUUUCAUUUAUUCAUAUGUUACGUUUAUUAUUCCUAUGGAACGUAAUAUUAAUUGGUGCAAAAGUUCGUUUCUUUUUAUAGAUCUAAAUUUUUCAUUAAUUUCUUAGUAAAAGUGAAAAUAUAUUGCACAUUUUUGUUGAAACAAAAUAUUUUCUCGAGCUUUUUUUGUUGCAUUUUUGCGGAUCAAUCGAACGCUGAUGCUGUGAA
Molecule: messenger RNA, 2415 nt
Organism: Apis florea (little honeybee)
Lineage: Eukaryota; Metazoa; Arthropoda; Insecta; Hymenoptera; Apidae
Product: dietary and metabolic glutamate transporter
Biological process (GO): monoatomic anion transport; transmembrane transport
Cellular component (GO): membrane
Molecular function (GO): transmembrane transporter activity
Source: RefSeq, a predicted model, not a curated record